GCGAUAUAUCGCUUCCAAAUGCGUGUGGAAAAUCGAACAAGAGUGAUCUAUAUGGAUACUCAAUUUCUUUACAUUCAUCGAAUUUCUCUGGUCGCAAGUGGGUUAUGGCCUUGCAAUCGAACAAUGCUUGUCCAAUUUCAGUCUUUUGUGUUUUCUCUUACUAUGAUUAGCUUUAUUAUAUUUCAGCUUACAACAUUUCUAACUACAGAAUGUACUCUUGACCUUAUCAUUGAAAUUCUUUCUAUAUCAUUUUUUCAACUUUUAUGCGUAAUUGCUUAUAAUUCUUUUUGGAGUAAUGCGCAUGUUUUGGAGCGUCUAUUGAAAAAUCUGCAGUAUAUCUGUAGCGACUUAAAGGAUAAAAACGAAAUUGCUAUAAUAAAAAGAUAUGGACACAUUGCAAAAUGUGUUGCAAUUGCAUUCACAUUGUUGACGAUAUGCGGUAUAUUCAUCUUAACUCUUUUGCCAAUUCUGCCGCGGAUUUUCGACAUCUUUUUCCUCGUAAAUGUAUCCGAGCCAUAUCGCAAUAUAUAUAUCAGAACUGAAUAUUUUGUCGAUGAGGAAGAAUAUUUUUAUUUUAUUUUGCUACAUCUGUACGCAGUCACCUACAUAGAAGGAGUUACAUUAUUAGGAGGAGCAGUAACGAUGACAGGAUACGGUAUAUAUUCUUGUGGAUUAUUUAACAUUGCCAGUUACCGUAUCGAACAGGCAAUACGGAUAAAUAGUGACGAAGUAACUAAUCGGAAGAACAAGAGAGAGAUCGACAAGAAGAUAAGUCAUGCAGUGGACAUUCAUCGCACAAGUGUUGAAUAUACUGAAUGCUAUCUAUAUAACUUUAACGGAACAUAUUGUAUGCUAACAGUGAUUCUUGUAAUUUGUUUGAGCCUUCAUCUGUUUGGAAUCUUUCAAGCCAUUUAUUUAAAUAGGAUGGACGAUUUUCUAAUACACUGUAGUUUUACAGUUUGCACUUUAACAUGUUCAUUAGGAUGCAACUACAUGGGUCAAGCAUAUAUAGAUCACUAUAAUAAUGUAUUUUCAACCGUAUAUAACGUUCGAUGGUACGUUGCAUGUGUACGCGUGCAGAGAUUAAUAUUGUUUCUUUUGCAAAAAGGCACUAAGCCUUAUGGCAUGAAAUUUGGUGGCCUUUAUACACUAUCUUUAGAAAGCUUUGCCAUGCUAUCAACUGCAUCAAUAUCGUAUUUUACUGUUUUAUGUUCUCUACAAAAAAAGUGAUAUUAAUAUGAAUCAGCUAAUAUUACGUUAAGACCAACUGAACUCGACGAUAAAUAACUUUUUGUUCUUAAAAGUUCCGUUCUUAAAUAACUGACUGAAAUGAUCAGAAAAUGAAUAAAGAGAAUGUCACAUCUCCA
Molecule: messenger RNA, 1367 nt
Organism: Ooceraea biroi (clonal raider ant)
Lineage: Eukaryota; Metazoa; Arthropoda; Insecta; Hymenoptera; Formicidae
Biological process (GO): detection of chemical stimulus involved in sensory perception of smell; sensory perception of smell
Cellular component (GO): plasma membrane
Molecular function (GO): odorant binding; olfactory receptor activity
Source: RefSeq, a predicted model, not a curated record